This is a messenger RNA of Aureococcus anophagefferens, 444 nucleotides long. RefSeq lists its product as hypothetical. The record is from RefSeq and is a predicted model, not a curated record. NCBI's taxonomy places the organism in Eukaryota, Pelagophyceae, Pelagomonadales, Pelagomonadaceae. The transcript has a single exon. Gene Ontology annotation, biological process: peptidyl-proline hydroxylation to 4-hydroxy-L-proline. The annotation marks the transcript as partial. Gene Ontology annotation, molecular function: L-ascorbic acid binding; procollagen-proline 4-dioxygenase activity; iron ion binding. Gene Ontology annotation, cellular component: endoplasmic reticulum.
UCCACGAGCCGCACGUCGGAGAACGCCUGGUGCACGGGCGCCUGCGAGUCGAACCGGGCCACGCGGGCCGUCAUGGCGCGCAUCGAGGAGGUGACCGGCGUGCCGAAAGAGAACUACGAGUCGUUCCAGGUCCUCCGCUACACCCACGGCCAGCAGUACCGCGCGCACCACGACAUGUCCCGCGGCGACAACGCCCUGGCCUGCGGGCCGCGCAUCUACACCUUCUUCAUGUACUUUAGCGACGUCGAGAAGGGCGGCGAGACGGAGUUCCCCAUGGUCAAGCGGCCGUCGGGGAAGACGGUGAAGAUCGCGCCCAAGCGCGGGUCCGCGCUGCUCUGGCCCUCCGUGACGUCCGACGACCCGACGGCCCAGGACCCGCGGACGCGCCACGCGGCGCUCCCCGUCGUCGAGGGCACGAAGUUCGCCGCGAACGCGUGGAUCCAC